Messenger RNA from Tremella mesenterica DSM 1558, 2076 nucleotides. RefSeq lists its product as uncharacterized. The record is from RefSeq and is a predicted model, not a curated record. NCBI's taxonomy places the organism in Eukaryota, Fungi, Basidiomycota, Tremellomycetes, Tremellales, Tremellaceae. The coding region runs from base 1 to 2076 and encodes 691 amino acids. The transcript has 7 exons.
AUGGCCCCUUCUACUCCUACAUCUAACCCUUUCGCCGCCAUGAGGAACUUUGGUGGUAUGGUGUCGUCUGCUCUUUCCUUCGGCGACAGAUCUCGCCAAGUCUCCUCCCUCGGCCUCGGCACCCUCUCUUUGGGGGAGCCGUCUGGCGAUGUCCCGCCUCCUCGCUCCGCUUCUCCUCCCGCCGGUCCUCCCGCUGGUUCUCCCUCUGCUUCUCCUCCUCCUGGUUCUCGCUCUGCUUCCCCUCCUGCCGCCAGCCCUCGCCGCAGGACGCCCGCCUUUCGUCCUGACGUCGAAGGAAAAGGGGGUGAUUAUAGUGAUGAGGAUGAUAGAAUCGUGUCGGAGGGUGAAACCGAGUUAGAGGAACACUCGGAUGAUGAUAUGGUGGCGAUAGUCCUGAGCCCGCUCCUGCCCCUCCCCCUGCUCAAAUUGUGGGCCAGAAACGACGCCGUUCCCUCUCCUCUUCUUCUUAAAUUGUGGGCCAGAAACGACGCCGUUCCCUCUCCUCUUCUUCUUCUUCCUCUUCUUCUUCUUCCUCUUCUUCUUCCCCCCCCCAACGCCAUCGCCGCUGCCGCCGCUGCUGCCGCCGCCCGCUCUGCCGCCGCCAUCGCUCCUGCUGCCGCCGCCGGUCCUGCUCCCGCCGCCGGUCCUGCUCCCGCCGCCCCCGUCGCUGCUCCCCCCCCUUCUCCCAGAGGGGAGCCUUCGCCCAAACGGGUGAAGAGAUCACUGCGGGAAGAAGAGUACUUGUGGGAGAAGAUGAAGUCCGAGCCUGGUCGUUGGAUCGCGGUUGGUGUUGACGAAGCGUGUGACCGUUGCCGACUCAGGCCACACAACAAGGCCCUCCGUUGUGCUUCAUGCACGUCUGGCCCCUGCUCCUUCUGUCCCGUUUCCUCUGCCCGGGACAUCCCGCCCCGUCCCUUCGACGCUUCUCCUCUCCCCCCUCCCCAGACUCCAGCGUCUGUCCCCCGUUCGCGGGUACCGUCUUCGUCUCUCCGGUCGGUUCGCCGUACUUCGCCGGACCUCCGCCCGUCGCCUCCGUCGCCGUCGCCCUUCGCUCCUGUGGCCGGCCCAUCACGUCUCCCGGCUGUUCCUCCUUCGUCUUCUCGCCGUCCUUCGGCCUCUGCUCCUUCGGCCUCCCGUCCUUCGGCCUCUCGUCCUUCGGCGCCACGUCCGUCCUCUCCAGUGGUAGCUUCUCCUCCGGCUCACAGCACCCGAAGUCGGCGUCCUUCUGUUCCUCCGGCCUCUUCGGCGGCCCCUCCCGUCACCCCUCCCUCUGCUUCCCAGAAGACACCGAAGUCUUCUUUAAAGAAAUCAAAAGGGAAAUCUAAAGGGAAGGAGGUUGCCUUCAAUGAUGGUGAUGUGGAAAAUGAAGAUACUCAGCGUGCUGGUCCCUCUGCUCCCCGGUUGUCCCUCGUCCACCCUCGUAUCUCCCUGGACGUCCGUAUUCCUGAGGACGAAAAGGAACUCGCCACUUAUCGUUCUCUCGUCCUCGGUCUCACUACUCAGCUUGAGGCCGCCCGAAAUGAUACAUCUCUCCUGCUUGACUUCUCUUCUCGUCAAGCUAACGCUUUAAACAAUCUUACUGCGGCGUUAGUAGAUGUAGUCAACACUGGGGCUCUGGACGACGAAGCAAGGACAAGGUUAGCGGACGUCUCUCGCCGAAGCCUUACUGAGAUAGCCGAUGUUCGCCGAAGACUGUUCGACACCCCCUUCCUAGUCACUCCUAUGGCGUAUGAGCCACCACCGUCCCUUGACUGGUUAGGUCGCCGUAGUAAUUCUCGUGUCCCAGCUUCAGCCCAGACUGCUCUCGACCUCCUCAGUCUUCCCUUCGAGUGUCUACGGACCAUACGUUCUCUGUGGAGGACCCCGAGCAUGCAAGCUGCUCGAGAUGUCCAGGACUUCGGUGACUUCUUUGGGGCUAUGAAUCGGGCAUGGAAUGCUUCUCUCUCUACUGCGUUCCCGUCUGAGACUCUCGAUCUACCUUCGGUCAUCGGUAGCCUCCACACCAAUCCCGCGGGACCGAGUAGAUCGAAGGAGAAAGGAAAAGGAAAAGGUAAGGGUAAGAGUAAGGACAAGUGA